UAGUUUUAACUGUUUCUUCACUGAUAAAUGAUCUCUUCACCUAUGUGUUAUCAGUAAGCAAAGAAUAAGGACAAAAUGUUGCUUUACAUUAUAUUCAACUUUCUUAUAUGUGUAUGACCGUUUCUCUGUUUAUAGGGUGGUUCAGUCUCAUGGUGAUGGAAGAAAAAAAAAGGAUUAUUGUCAGCAAAACGGUUUAAGUUGAAAUAAUAAGUCUUUUAAAAUAAUUUUCUACCAGUUGAUAAAAAGUCAGUAUCUCUCUGAGAUGGCACUGAUUGCAAUCGAAAAUUGAUUUUAAAUGGAAUAGAUCACGAGGUUGUUCAUUAAUUAUCUAAGUUUCAGGAGAAAUACUGAGUGAUGUUUCAUUUAAAAUAAAAAAAAAAUAGAAUUGGGGAUUAAUCUCUAAGUUUAUAGGUACAUGUGCAUUGCUUGAUCGCGCACACAGAUGGCAGGUGUAGGUUUAGUUUCCAUCCAGCUCUUCGCUCAGCAGACACAGUCACCCUGCUGAGGGACGUCACGCUGCUUUUUUCCGACGCUACAAAAACAACACCUCCAAGAGAAUCUUGAUUUUUCGAAGAUGGAAAAGAAUAUUGGGUGUAGAGAUCAGGACAUCAGACAUCGCGACACAGACUGGGAAACAGGGUCAAAUCGGACAACAACUUUAUAAGUGUGGUGGAUGUGAGAGUUUUAUUUUGAAGUACCGUUUUCUGCCGCGCGGGGCGACUGGAGACUGGAAGCUGCUGCUGCACGACGCACGGAGAUGAACUCAUCGGCGACAACCUCACCUAUAGGUUUGGGAAUCACUGGACUCAACUACCUAACUUGGAUUGGGGCGGCUGUAUCUCAGGAGAUCAAACAGGCGGUUUAGUCGGCGUGUUGAAGAUGUUGACGACACAGCGGUCCAACAUCGGUCCGAGCACCAGUCGACAUGGAUGGAAAUGAGAGGUUGCCCUAAAUUCCUGAUGCAGAUAUGAUGGGAGGCAAUUGAUGGGAGUUCCGGCUCAGAUCAGGACAAAUAUGAAUGCAUUUUAAAUUACCAGACUAAACUGUGGCUGGUCCGAAACACUGUCCGGUCGAUGUGAGAACGUAGAAGUUGUGUUCCGCAAUAGAUGUUCAAUCCCAAUGUGGAUGUGCUGGAUUGCCAUUAGCUUAAUUAAUUUGAUUACACUUUGUUGAUUUAGAAAUGGUGACAGACUCAAAUUAGUGAAAUCAGAUUUGAGAUUUGUUAAUGGUCUUAUCCCGGAUACUGUACUGAGCAUCCGACUUAAUUUGAUGUGAAGGUAAGUAACAAAAGUGACGCACGGUCUGCCUUCAGCCCACAAGUAAGGUCAAGGUAUGUCACCUACCGUUCUGCCAAUCAGUGUCAUCUAUUCAAUUAUCAAACCUUAUGAUUAUUUAGGUUAACUCACCUAUUAAUUAACCCGUCACUGACAAAUCCAGAUACAGAUUUGUCUGUAAAUUUAAGACAUUGAAAUAGAAGAAGUACAGAGAUUAUUUCUUUCAGUCAAGUUAACGCGUGUGUACAGAAGACACCCUAACCCUAAAUUCUGCAUAAUUCUAUAUCACUGUCAGUUAUGGCAUCCGUCUGUCUGUCUGUCUCUCUUGACCUUUCAUGAAGCUAACUUUAAGCUCGUAUUGAGUUACUUAGGGACACUUAAUACAUAGAAAACAAAGGCUGACUACAUUAAUGACCAAAUCUACCUCAUGGAAGCAUGAGCUAUGUUAAACAAGCAAAAAUGACUCACAAUAAGCAGAAACCUACAUGUCAAACAUCACAAGCAUCUUUUCUUUGCAGAGAAUUCAAAAUGUCUUUUUGUUUCUUUCUUGUCUAUGGCACAUAAACAAUUGCAGUUACUGUUCUGUUGUCAACAAUGGACUUUUGUUGUGGAAUGUGCUCUUCAAAUAAACAUGAGACAUUUUAUACCAUAUGUUCUUGAUCACUGAUAGUGUCACUCUGGCCCAAGGAAGAUAGGCAUUAAACAUUGUCUUUCCAGCCUGUGACAGUAAGCUUUCUCCUAUCUUAUCCAGGUCACGUCAGGUGUGAGACUGAAGUUAAUCACAUUAGACAAUGACGCCUACAGUUCUUACAUAUUGAUCUGGUCUGGCCUGAAAAAGCAAGCAAAUGCAUAAAGAUUAAACGCAGCAAGCAAGGAAGGAAAGUAAGGAAAGUCCAGAGAGUUCUCAUCUCCAGGUCUUAAAAUACAUUUCGUCUUCACAACGUACACUUUAAUGUCUGAAUGAGACUCACCAGGCAUUUAUCUAUCUGCAGUAUAACACAAUCUCUAGCAAUAUUCAGCGCUCGUAACAAGAGUAGCAUAAAGAAGACAUUGGGGAACACAAGAAACAGCUGUUUGUGUUGCAUGUGUGUGAAACUAAAAGUCAAUGUUUAUUGUAUCGUGUGCUUAUUUUAUCUACAUUCACACAUCACAUGAAAACACACAUGAAAGUGCGUGUUCUUUCCAUUAUUUGAAGUAUAUUAUUUCUGAAUGUUUAAUCUCAUCGGCCCAUAUUUAAUACAAAAUGACCGGUGCAAUAAUUGAUGUCCUUAGAGGAAAGGCAAAUAAUGUACACUACACUAUAAACUUAGACAGUCCUUUGGAUUCCAGCUCUGGUUGGCUUCUUAAAAAGAAGUUUACUGAAGGCCUAGAUAAUGUCCUGAAUGAAAUGAACUUUAUUACUGUCUUUAAUCAGGAUUAAGAGAGUUCAUCCGGAUCUGGAAAUCAGAGCAAAUUACAUUGGGUGCUAGGCCCUGUAGCAAGUGUUAAGGCCAAUUAAUGACUCUUACGAGCUAUUUGGCAUCUUAUAGUCCUGUAAUCCAAUUUUGGCAUGUUAACGAUUGGGUUAGUGGUAAGGUAUAAAAGUCACACACAGCAGUCCUGACUCUGUCCAUCAGCACUUUCAGGUUCUUUAGGAGAAGAAACUCAAUAGAACAACAGACCUAUCAAGAUGGUUUGGGACGGCGGAAUCGAGCCCAAUGGCACUGAGGGCAAGAACUUCUACAUCCCCAUGUCCAACAGGAGUGGGAUCGUUAGAAGUCCUUUUGAAUACCCGCAGUACUACAUGGUGGAUCCCAUGAUUUACAAGCUUCUGGCUUUCUACAUGUUCUUCCUGAUCUGCACUGGAACUCCCAUCAACGGUCUGACAUUGUUGGUAACGGCUCAGAACAAGAAGCUCCGGCAACCUCUCAACUACAUCCUGGUCAACCUGGCUGUGGCUGGACUGAUCAUGUGCGCCUUCGGAUUCACCAUCACCAUCACAUCUGCUAUGAAUGGCUACUUCAUCCUCGGAGCCACCUUCUGCGCUAUUGAGGGGUUCAUGGCCACGCUCGGAGGUGAAGUUGCUCUCUGGUCACUGGUCGUCCUGGCUAUAGAGCGAUACAUUGUCGUCUGCAAACCCAUGGGAAGCUUCAAGUUCAGUGGAACUCACGCUGCAGCUGGAGUCAUCUUCACCUGGAUCAUGGCUCUGGCUUGCGCUGCUCCCCCUCUUUUCGGCUGGUCCAGGUACCUUCCUGAGGGUAUGCAGUGCUCCUGUGGACCCGACUACUACACCCUGGCUCCAGGCUACAACAAUGAAUCAUACGUCAUUUACAUGUUCGUCGUCCACUUCUUCAUCCCUGUCUUCCUCAUUUUCUUCACCUAUGGAAGCCUUGUGAUGACAGUCAAAGCUGCCGCAGCUCAGCAGCAGGAGUCAGAGUCCACCCAGAAGGCUGAGAGGGAAGUGACACGCAUGUGCGUCCUGAUGGUCUUGGGCUUCCUGGUAGCUUGGACUCCAUACGCAACAUUUGCCGGCUGGAUCUUCCUGAACAAGGGAGCUGCCUUCACCGCCCUGACAGCAGCUCUCCCUGCCUUCUUUGCAAAGAGCUCAGCUCUGUACAACCCUGUCAUCUAUGUGCUGUUCAACAAACAGUUCCGUAACUGCAUGCUGAGCACUAUUGGAAUGGGCGGCAUGGUGGAGGAUGAGACCUCAGUCUCUACCAGCAAGACAGAAGUGUCUACUGCCUCCUAAAUACAGAGACAUUUUCUUAUACCUGGACAUUUUCCUUUUUACUGUCUAUUGGAUCUGGAAUAAUCCUCAGUGUGUACUGAGUGAAGUUCAGGGAUGUGAACACCUCCUGGAGCAAACUCAUGAACUGUAUCUAAUCUUUCAUUUAAAGGCUACUGGGAAGUGUUUGUCUUCUUGAUGUCAAUUCAAAAUCAAUGCACAUAAUGACAAGAUUUGUGAAGGAGUGUAUGUGGAUGCUCACUUUGUCUCCCCCUGCUGUCGGAAGCAGUGUCCUUUAAAAAUUUCAGCUAACUGGCAUCAUUGAAUCUACAUGACAUCCUUUCAAAAGCGUUUGGUUUGAUGCUUUAACAUCAGUGGGAACACAUUUUGUACUGUUUUGUACUGUUUAUGAGCAACUACAUACAAUGAAUAACUCUAUUUUUGU
Acanthopagrus latus (yellowfin seabream) is the source of this 4423-nucleotide messenger RNA. Its product is annotated as green-sensitive opsin-like. The record is from RefSeq and is a predicted model, not a curated record. Gene Ontology annotation, biological process: phototransduction; visual perception; G protein-coupled receptor signaling pathway. The coding region runs from base 2944 to 4002 and encodes 352 amino acids. Gene Ontology annotation, molecular function: G protein-coupled receptor activity. The transcript has 8 exons. Lineage: Eukaryota; Metazoa; Chordata; Actinopteri; Spariformes; Sparidae. Gene Ontology annotation, cellular component: photoreceptor outer segment; membrane.